Molecule: messenger RNA, 6439 nt
Organism: Diachasmimorpha longicaudata
Lineage: Eukaryota; Metazoa; Arthropoda; Insecta; Hymenoptera; Braconidae
Product: inactive tyrosine-protein kinase 7-like
Exons: 5
Coding region: 304-3570 (1088 amino acids)
Biological process (GO): protein phosphorylation
Molecular function (GO): ATP binding; protein kinase activity
Source: RefSeq, a predicted model, not a curated record
AGGGGUCGGAAAGUAUCGGAUAUAACCGACGUAGGAGGGAGAACUUCUCGGGGUUUGCCAGACAAGUGCAAACUCCACAGGCCCCAACCGCCAAGCGUUGCUUCAGUACUGCGCGUCCCCUCGAUUCAUCUACCACUAUUUCGAACGUUCAAUCAGAGGCCAUUGACUUUAUGAAAUAUCUACAUGUGCCAAGUUAAUUUUUCAGUGAUGUGACGGAAAAUACAAGCCUACAGUCUAAUGUAUUUGUUCUCAACAUUAAAACUACAAUUUUGAGAGGCCCCAGAGAAGGGGAUUUGUAGCAGAAUGAACGUAUUUCUUCCAUCCCUGAUAUUCUUAUUACUGGGAAAUUUCGGUCAUGGCCAGGAGGACGGCUUGUCUUUCACCGUGAGUCCUGCUGAUCAUUCUGUUGUAGAGGGAUCACCCGUGCGUCUCCGAUGUGAGACGCAGCCCAGACUUGGUGUCAAUUAUUCAUGGAAACUCGAUGGACAGCCCCUAGCACCCAGUCCACGAAGGCAUCAAGUUGACAGUGAUCUCUACAUCACUCGUGUCAACAGAAUUUUGGACAGUGGAAACUUUGUUUGUGUUGCUUACCAUGAACCAAGUGGAAAUACUAUCGAGAGUUCGCCAGCGAAAAUCGAUGUGCAAUGGAUAAGUGAAGCGAGUGUUGCCCUGGAAUCGCCCAAGUUUUCAUCGUUAGUGCGACUGGGUAGUGAAAUUGAAUUGCGAUGUCACGUCGACGGUUCGGGGGAAAUGAAAUACGAGUGGUACAAGAAUACCCACAGCUUGGUAAUGGCUGAUGGCAGAAUUGAGACGAAAAAGAAGCGAAAAUUAUCAAUUCACAAUGCAAAUUCCCAAGACAGCGGAGUGUACACGUGCAAAGCGAAGAACGAAGCGGGUUAUUCGUUAAUUAAGGAGAGCUUUCCACUGGUAAUACCGUCGAAUGAGACGGCUACAAUAAAAGUUGUACCCCAGAAUAUCAUAGUGAAGCGCGGCGAAUCGACGUCCUUUCACUGUGUUUACGAAGAUGCUGAUAGAGUUGAGUGGUUUUUCAACGACAAUGGUCCCCUCGUUGAUGACGAGGAACGGGUGAUUUUCGAUAAUGGUACUUUGCUGCUGCGUUCCGUUGAGCAACGUGAUCAGGGCAUCUAUGCUUGCCACGGGGUCAGGGACGAAACGAGACAGAUUUACACAGCUGAACUUUAUAUUGCUUUUAUAAAAAACCUGACAGACGCGAGUUUCGAGCCGUCCCUUUCGAACCAACAGGCAAUAGUCGGCCGAGACCAAGAACUCCAGGUGAGUUGUUUGGAGCCCCGAGGACUACCUACUCCCCGCAUAUUUUGGCGCGAUCCUCGCAACCACAUCAUCAGCGAUAGCGGUGCAGUACGCAGCCAGGACAAUACCCUGAUAAUCUCGAAGGCCCGAAGCCCCGAGGAUAACGGCAACUACACCUGCGUGGCGGAGAAUCUGGCGGGCAUCACCGAAAUCCUCGUCCAAGUGAUAGUCUCUACGCCUUCUACCCUCCUAUCAUCCCCUCAAUCCUUAUCAGUAAUGGAGAGUGACCCCGUGACCCUAUCGUGCUCCUAUUCUGGUUUACCACCACCUGUGACAACAGUCCAGUGGCUGAAGGACUCAGAACCCCUGAAAGAGACCGGUGGCCCAACAAGAUACAGAAUGAUAAAUCAUCAUGGCAACGUGAGCCUGCACUUCAAGUCAAUAUCCUUAUCAGACAGGGGUACGUAUAACUGCGAAAUUCAGACAAAAGGUUUUUCAAGUAUUCGUUCAAAGCCGGCAACAGUCAGCAUUCAGGAGAAACUAAAAUUCUCACCGCCUCCAGUGGACAAAAAAUUGGAAUUGAAUUCUACAGCUAAGGUAUACUGCAAAGCCCAGGGCUCUACCAACCCCACAGUUAAGUGGAUGAAAUCAGGAGUUGGUGAUAAAUUUCCAGAGCACAUACAGGAUAUCAAUGGCACCCUGCACUUCAAUGGAGUCGUUGAGAGUGAUAAGGGCCAGUACAUUUGCAUGGCGACGAAUGCCCAAGGAUCGAUCAACCACACAAUUGACAUUGAAGUAGUGAUAGCCCCACAGUUCAAGAAACUUCCGCAGGAUCCGACGUACGUACUGGAGGGGACACCUAUUCUGCUGGAGUGUGUGGCAUUGGGAAAGCCAACGCCGCAGAUCCAUUGGGACAAGAACUCGAAGCUUGGAAAUUUGGGGGACAGAUCCCAAGUGCUUGGUAAUGGAUCUCUGUACAUCAGAGAGGCAUUCAUGACAGAUGCUGGCCAGUAUGGUUGCACAGCUGGAAACAGUGGUGGCCUCAAGCGCAUUGAAGUUCAGCUGAUUGUCAAGCCCAGAGAUGAAUCAAGGUACGACAUGGAUAUGGAGAACUACGAUGGCUCUAUGAUGACGAAGACAGUAACAAUUACUCUGAGUGUUGCUGCUGCUUACAUGGUCCUCGUGAUUGGGCUAAUGCUGUACUGCCGAUACAGAAGACGCAGGAGGAAACAGCAGUAUCUUCAGGAGCAAGCGGACGACAAGCUCGAGAACGGUGAUGUUCACGAGGAGCAGACCGAGCUCAAGGAGAUGAACCAUAAGGGAGCGAACAGUAAGAAGAAGGAUAGGGAUUCGCACAGGAGCGAUGGUGGGGAGACUGCUCAAAGUCAGAGUAGCAAUCACUCGAGAAAGUCCAAGAGCAGUUACGAUAAGCUUGCGAUAUCACGAAGUUAUCUUGGGGAUCUGAAACCACUGGGUCGGGGCGAAUUUGGGGAAGUAUUCUCCACUAGGUAUCAAGUCGAUUCUGAGAAAGAGCAGAUUGUUCUUGUAAAGAGCCUCCUCAAUACCAAGGACGAGAACAUUCUGCAGGAAUUCAAGAGGCAUUUGGAUAUGUUCCACAAGUUGAAUCAUGAUAAUGUGGCGAAGUUGGUGGGCUUGUGCAGGGAGGGAGAGCCAGACUACAUGAUAUUGGAGUAUACGGAUUGGGGUGAGUUGAAGCAAUUUUUGGUCGCCUCGAGAAAGGAUGAGACUGGCGCUUUGGGAGUCGAGAGCAAGGCUAGGGCUCCACAGCUGUCUGUUGCCCAAAUUUUGGCAUUGGCCAGUCACGCUGCCAAUGGCCUCAAGCACUUGGCAGAUAACCGAAUGGUGCACAAGGAUAUUGCUGCGAGAAAUUGUCUCAUUGCCAGCAAUUUGAGCCUCAAGAUAUCCAUGACCAGCAUGACUAAGGAGCCCUAUCAGCAGGAAUACACUAAACAUAAUAAUCAGGUGAUUCCUCUGAGGUGGCUGCCGUACGAAGCUGUUUACGAGGACGAGUACUCCACGAAGAGCGAUGUUUACUCGUUCUCGUGUCUCGUUUGGGAGAUAUUCCAUCAGGGGGAGCUGCCGUUUAACAAAUUCAAUGAUGAAACUGUAUUGACGAUGCUGAAUGUCGGCUCGCUUGAGUGGAAGGCCCACAAGGCUGCACCACCUGCUCUGCAGGAGCUCCAGGAGAAAUGCUGGUCGAAAGAUCCCAGGGAGCGGCCAUCUUUUGAUGAUGUUGUAUUAAAGAUUGGAGAAAUUGUCGUUGAUAGUUGUCUGUAAGAUUACGUAACGAGUGGUAGAUGACGUCAGGAAAGGAAAUAUUUCAUGGAAAAUAGCGAAUUUGGGAGGCAAUUCCAUUAGAUUUUCGUUGAAAUGUUGUAUUGGAAAAUUUUAGUAGAUAAUGUCAACGGAAUUUCUUUUUUCAAUUGAGAUUUUUUAAAUAGAAAAGACGAAUAUUAUUGACGUAUUCUAUAAAAUAUUUUCCAUUUAACAUUCCAACAAAUAUUAAAUAGAACUCUCCAGAAUUCGCUGGAAUUCAACACUCAAUGAGACGUAAGUAAUUCUGUCUGGUUUUGCCAGUUCACUUAUGACAAGUUACUGUAUGCAAUGAUAAGGAUUAAUUAGAAUAUAAGAUAUGGCCUGGAAGGUCCCAACGGCUAAUUGACACUGCCUCUGUCCAAUAAAUAUAACGAUAGUAUCGUAUUAAGGUUUUCGAAGAAAUAAUCGACUUAAUUUCAAUUGACAUAAAAAUUUAAUUCAACGGCCUUGAGUUGUAGUAUAACUUGCUCAUGAAUUUUCCAUUAUUCCCCGGAUGAAGAAAAAAUUAAUAGAACAGUCUUGAGCUUUCUUCAACAAAUUUCUAUACAAAUUCCUGGACGUGAAUUCUUCCAAUAUUUUCCCUUUAUCGUGAUUUUUUCCCCCAGGAAAAUUCACGAUAAAGAAAUUUCAACAAAUCGUAUUCAACCAUUGUUACGAAAAAAAUUUAAUAGUAUAUUUUUUUUAUUUCAGUUUAGAAUAAAAUUAAUGCAAAGAAACUCAUAGAAUCUUUUAAGAAAAAUUCCUUGAAGAAAUCUUUAUGCUUUUCCAUGAUUUUUUUUAUCUCUCCUUUGCAUCUUAUUUAUCUAGGAAUAUUUAAUCGAGUUCAUGAGAUAUUUAGAGGUAGCUGUUACAUUUUAUAAUUAAUCCAGUAAUAGAUGACGAUUUAAUAGCGAAAUAGUGAAAUGAGAGGAACAACCUCAAUUUGAGAAUUCAACUCGUAUCAAUACUUUCCAACAAUACAUUUCACAUCGAACGUAGGAACUACAAUUUAUAAUUUUUGUAAUAGUCGAUCUAUCCGAGCAAUGAAAUGAUGGUAGAAUUAUCACAGUCAUAUCACAAUGAGCCCAAUAUUUUUGAUUUUUUUUCAUAACUAUGCAGUAUGCAUAAACUACUCGUGUAUUUUCAAAUAGAAAGACAAGAGUGAUGAAUCUCUCGUUAAAUGAGACGAAACGCUAAUUUUUUAAGGUAAAGAAAACGUGUUAUUGUAUAUACUGGUGGAAAAAACUAUUUUGACUUUGCCGAGAUUGAAAAUUACAUGAUUAAUGUAAUUAGAUCGAGCUUGUGUGAACAUAAUUGUCAAUGUUCUUCCCGAAUAUUCGUGUGAGGAAGGCAGAAGGUAUCAUGUCCCAAAUGUACGUCAGAUUGGGCUGAUCACUAAAGUUCAAUUGAUUAUUUUCAGAGCACAGUUGCCAAAAUUUAAUAGGAAAGCCUAGCGAAUUCGUUGGAAAAUUCGAAUGGAUUUCUAUGCUUAACAAAAGAGUAUUCAAUAGAACUUCCUGACCUCAAAUCUCGAAUUUCUUAUUCAUUUCUAUUGUUCUUUGAUCCUCGUCAAGGAUAUUGAAUAACAUAACCUAGAAAAUUCUAAGCAUUGUGUGUAUUUCGAGUACAAUGACUAUAAAAAAAAUUGACAAGUUCCUUAGAGAAUAUUAACGGACAAUGAAUUAGGCCUAAGAAUUUGCAACUUAUAUAUUUUCAUGUAAAUAUCAUUUAACAGGUUAUGAACCCUACAGUGAAGUCUCCAAUGCACGAUUUUAAAAAAACUGAACGAAUAAUUUAUUCGUUAUAUAAAAAAAUGGAAUUCCAUUGACUUUUUAUAUUGAAUAUUUAAUGCUAAAGAUUUCAACAGAAUUGUCCAAAAAAAAAAAAUGGAAAGUUCCAUAGAAAUGCACGAGAUUUUUUUAACAAAUGAGCUGAGUUUUUAUAAUAAAUUUUCUCGUGCGUAAGAAGAAGAAAUAGUGAUGUAAUUUGACGAAAGAUGGAUUCCAGAAAGCUUUUGAUACAUUCAAUCCUACUUUUUCACAUUUAUAUGUCCACAAGAAUAUAAGAUACUCAGUAAUAUAGAUAUGACGGAAUAUAUAGGAGAAAUUGAUCGACUGAGAAUGAAAUUUGUGUUUCAGUCUUCCGAUGAAAAUUUGACUUUCGCGCCAUUAAGUCUGAGAUUAAUUCGAGGGCUGAACUUGAAGAUCAAUUGCUCAUAUCGCUCCCUAAAACAUCAGUAUGACCUACCUCUCAAAUUAAAAGCGCAGUGAAAGAAUAAUAUUACUGGAUCUAUCGAUAAGAUUUUAAACUGAACCAACAACGAAUAUGUAAUAGAAUUCACUCAAUACGAUGGCUAUGGAACCGCCUGAUUUUUAUACUGUCAACAAUGAUUUUAUAAUUGUAUAAUGUAGGAUUUAUAUUAAUCGCAAGACAGAACUGCUACUUAUGUGCAUAAAAAAUAAGAGGAAGAAUGUAAUGAUCGAAAUGCUAUUUAAAAGAGUAAUUCCACAACUUCAUCUCGUUAUGUAUACACACAUACUCAUAUCCAGCUCAAUUAUUCGAUCAUUCAUGCCGAUAUCUAGUCACAUGUACUUGGCGAUGAAAUAAUUUAAUGAUAAUAAUAAUCAUGAAUUGUACGAGGAAUCAACUAAUGAUUUUUUGGUAAAAGUUUUUCUCAACCUGACUGAGUUUCCAUUUUAAUGAGUUUUCUGACGCGAUUUUCCCCCUACGAACAGUAUUUUGUAAAUAUUUGUACUUUUUUUACACCUCUUUAUUUUCAAUUAAAUUAAUGAAUAUAGAUAAUAUAGUACUUGGAGUGACGCUGAAUAAAUGUAAUGAGAAAUGUGUGAGA